AUGUCGGUUUCAUAUAUAUUCGGCAAGAAGAUCUCGGAAUCAUUAACUGUGGGACAAUGUCGUGAGAAGUUGAGACACAGGUACCUCGAUAAUCUGUGCAAAAUCCAAUUGAAACCCUGGGAUAAAUCUGAUUACGCUGAGCUCAAAGAUUUGCAUACGGUCGUAACAAUGAUGAGGAAAGACUCGAGUGGAAAAGAUACCAAAAAGAAAGAAGAAUUGGAAGGCUCUGUUGAUAAAAUAUUUUCUACGAAAGUAAACGGGAGACUGCCAUCUCGAAUCCUCAUUUCAGCUCAAGCUGGAGUAGGGAAGACAACAGCUGUUGCAAAGAUAGCGUAUGACUGGGCUGAAGAAAAACAAGAAUCGGCAUUGGAACACUUGCCACUUCUUUUUUUGGUUAAAUUUCGUAACACAAGCCAUAGGACAUCGAUCGGAGAAGCAAUCAAAUCUCAACUUUUAAGCGAUGUAGAUGAUCUCGCAGCGAAGGGAAUUGAGAGUUUCAUCCGCAGAAAUCAAGGGAUCUGUCACAUCAUACUUGACGGACUGGAUGAAUAUGCAGGUAUAUCUUCAGAAAACAAUAUUGUCAACGUCAUUCAAUGUGAUGAGUUUCCACAAUGUCGAGUCCUUGUGACAACACGCCCUCAUCUGGAGAGCUACUUCAAUCAAGGUUACCUUCCAAGGGCAUACACAAUAAUGUGGAUCGAGGGAUUUUCGAUGGAGAGUUCCAGAAACUACAUUGACAGAUUCUUCACACUGUCUUCGACUGACGAAAAGGGGAGGAAGCUGAAAGAAUACCUAAACGAGCAACCGCUCAUCAAUGAGCUUGUCAAAACACCUCUCUUUUGUCUAUUGAUCUGUCACCUGUGGAGUGAAGAUAAACUAGGUAAUAAUGUCAGUACCCAAACAGAGUUAUUUGACAGUGUAAAUAUUUUUUUAAUGCAUCACGCAAAUGCUAGGUCAGGGUCAACCACGUCAAGGAAAACUUUCACAUGCAACGAACUAAGUAGGAUAGUUAACGGAAUAGGCAGAGUUGCGCUCUCAGGUCUUUUGGAUGAUGCCAAAAAGCUAGUAUUUACGCUCCAAGAUUUUUGCAAAAUUCCUCGUAUCCUUGAUAAGGCAUGCGAGCUCGGGAUCCUAUCGAAAACGACUGUCGCAAUGGCACAACUUCCUCAGUCUAACGAGACCACUCACACAUCUAUUGAAUUUUAUCACAAAUUGGCACAAGAACAUUCAGCUGGCAAAUUUAUCGCGAAGGAAACUUGGCGCAUUUUACUGCGUUAUAAAAUUUCGAAGUUGGACAGAAUUCUGAGGAGCAUAGAGGGAAAUAUUGGAGACUAUGAACAACUCCUACGAUUUGCUGCUGGCAAAGACAGGAAUAUUGGGAUACGAAUUAUGGAAGCUAUCCUUUCAAAUGAGCAUCUGCAUGACAGUGAGCGAUAUCGCAUUCUACUUGACUGUUCAUCAGAAUCUAAGGAUAGUGAAGGAGACAUGUCUUCGUUGGUCCAAAGAUGCGUCAACGCACAGAGUAUGAUUCUCAAGGCACCGACUAUCUACACUUUCGUCGGGAUGCAGAAUCUUCCCAAGCGACUGCAAAGUGAGGUAAGAGCAUUGAGGUUCAAGGAGUCUACACUCACGGCUGACGAGGCAAAUAGAAUGUGGUCCUGUCUCAAAUUAUUUCCCAGCUUACAUAACAUCAGCAUCGCAGACUCUUUUCUAAAUUUCCCUUCGUCUCUUCCAGAGCUCUCAUCAUUUACUCGCCUAUCAGCCGAGAGAAUGACGCCUGUCUGUUACACAAGCGUACUCUCAUCUCUACCUAAUGCGAGUGAGCUCGAUGUAUGCAUCGAAAUCAGAGGUACGAACAACACUUUCGAGAUCACAGUCGAUACUAUAAACCGUACGAGAGAAAUCGUAGAUCAUCAACGCGAUAGGAACAUGAUCAACGUCACACUUGAACACUUGGUUGCACAGUCGUCGAAUAGAAUGAAUGAAUUAGAGCUGACGUCUCGAGGGCUCACCAUUCUAUUCCAUGAUCGAUCAAUGGAGCAGUUGCGACUAUCUUUUUUGGGAGAUAUGAGCCUAUACGGAGAAACAAUGGUUGACCUGUUUGUCCAGACAACUUACUUGCAUUGUAUGUAA
This is a messenger RNA of Lytechinus variegatus (green sea urchin), 2133 nucleotides long. RefSeq lists its product as uncharacterized. The transcript is spliced from 3 exons. The record is from RefSeq and is a predicted model, not a curated record. The coding region runs from base 1 to 2133 and encodes 710 amino acids. Lineage: Eukaryota; Metazoa; Echinodermata; Echinoidea; Temnopleuroida; Toxopneustidae.